Messenger RNA from Ascoidea rubescens DSM 1968, 3943 nucleotides. RefSeq names its product Cwh43p (gene CWH43). Gene Ontology annotation, cellular component: endoplasmic reticulum. The coding region runs from base 141 to 3557 and encodes 1138 amino acids. The transcript is spliced from 3 exons. Gene Ontology annotation, biological process: fungal-type cell wall organization; GPI anchor biosynthetic process. The record is from RefSeq and is a predicted model, not a curated record. NCBI's taxonomy places the organism in Eukaryota, Fungi, Ascomycota, Saccharomycetes, Ascoideales, Ascoideaceae.
CCCAGCCCUCACAUCGCUCUUUUGUUGUAUAUUUGUUCUCGCCAACUGAGCUGUCAUUGAGAUACUCUUUUUGUGCUGGUUGGUUAUUUCUGCUUAACCACUGCCUGCUAGUCUAUUCAUUGAUCACUUCGCUAUUCACAAUGGAUCGCCAACUGGCUUCUAAUCCAUUGCUUACUAUCAAUGCUUCCUAUGUCGCUAUCGCCCAUGCUGUCUUUGCCUAUUCCUCCUUCAUAGUCGCCCUUAUCAUUGGCUGCCUGUUGCAUUACCAAAAAAUCGUAUCUAAUGCCUGGUAUCAUUAUCCUCAAGAAUGGUUUCCCAGUGUUUCUGCUACAAUUGGUGACAGAUACCCCGAGAGAGCUAUAUUCCAGCUUUCAAUUGCCCUCACUGCUGGUCCGAGAUUCUUAUUGAUUCUCCUAAAUUACUUGAAAUUGUACAACAAGAACAGGCCCUUUUUAACCAAUUUGUCCGCUAUAUCUGCUAUAGUAAGAACAGUCACUUGUGGUGGUUGGGUUUAUAUCACUUCAACUGAUGACAUGGAUUCCCAUGAUUUCUUUAUGAUUUCCUACAUCGUCCUAUCUUUACCCUAUGAAAUUUCAAUCAUAAAAUUGACUCCAAAACCAUCAAAAUUAAGAAACUUACGAUUACUAGUUUCGUCCUCUUUCUUCUUAGCUCUUGUUCCUCUUAUUUACCUCUACAUCCAACACAAAGUUCAUCGAGUUCCUGGCGCUUACUCUUAUUAUGCUUAUUUUGAAUGGCUAUUAAUCUUCCUUGAUGUCUCUUUUGAUUCCUUAUCAAUUAUAGAUUUCAACGAUCUACAAAUCUCUUUAUUUCCUCAUCCAAUCAACUCAAUUACUCACAAUAAAUACCAAAAAUCUUCAUACAUUGACCAAUUAAUUGAAAAUGAUACUAUUUAUAACAAAUCCAUCCCCAAUCAACCUCCAUUUUCAACCUCAAUUAACCCAUCCGAUUCAAUUGAUUCACCUGAUUCAACUCCAAUCAAAAUCAAUCCUCAAUCUUGCUCUAUCAAAUCUUGCAUUUCAAAUUCCAUCUCUAACCCUCUAUCUUAUUUUAACCUCCUAAUAAACAUCAUCAACUCUUUUAUAUUUUGGUCCAUAUUAACAUGUCUAUUACCUAUGAUUUGGUUCUUCCCCCUAUGGCACAUGGGUAUCUCUGGCUUCGAACUAUGUAUCUUAUGUGUCUUGGCUCCUAUUUUCUUGAUUAUUCCCCCAAUAACAAGAUUCUUGGCCAACUACUCAUUUAUAACUAGACUCCUAUCUUCCUUAAUCGGUAUUGGUUCAUUCGUCGUUAAAAGACCGAGAUAUAAACUUUUAACUUGCUCAAUUGGUGUCGCUUUCUCUGCAAUCUCUUUAGCUAAUGAAAUUUGGUUUAUUGGUAAUAUUUCUUCCACAAACUUUGAUUCUUUUAAAAAGAUUGAAAAUCAAAAUGAUCUUUCUGAUGGAAAACAAAAAAAAAAUCAAAAUCAAAAUAAUAUCACCAAUAUCAGUAAUACAUAUUACAAAAAAAAUUUACUAAAAUACUACUCCACAACUUUCACAAUCGGCUUGAUCUUAUCCUCAAUAGCAAAAUACUCUUAUUAUUCAAACAACCCCGUUUGGCCCAUUAUGAACCAAAAAAUCGGUGGUUGGAAUAAAACCGCUUUAAUAGUUGCUUCUUUAGCCUCUUUAUUCACUCCAAACUAUAAAGCUUUAUACAAAAAUUUAAUUUCAAAGUCUCCAAUUGUUCCUAAACCAAAGACCUCCUUAGCUCAAGGAAAUGAGUCUCUACUUCUUUCUUCCUUUGGUUUUGGUGGUCUAAUCUUCAUGUUACACGGUUUAUUAUCUGAUUCUGGUACCAUAAUAACUUGGGUUUGGGAAGGUUAUCCAAUUAAAGGUCCAACUCCUGUUCCAUAUGGUGCCUUAACUUUAUCCCUAAUGAUUUACGGUACUUAUUUUGGUUUAACUUCUUCAUUUAAAUUAAACUCUUGGAAGCUUUAUUCCAUUUCAUCCAUCGGUUUUUUGACUCUAUAUCUAUUUAAAGGCUUGUUAGGUUAUCUCGGUGGUUUAGUUUACACCUUUUAUCUUUGCGCAAUUACCCCAACUAUUUUCAAUAAUGUUUUUAAAUUUAAUCCUAGUCUUGUUUUCUUUUUAUCCUUUUUUUGGGACGUCCUAUUAAUGCUAGGAAGUGUUUGGACUGUUGCCUAUGCUUUCGUUCCUGGUGGCCCAUUGUUAAGAGAAAGAACAGAUAUAAUUUUUGGUUCUGCUCAUCUUUUCAUCGGUUUAGGCGUCUUGGCUUCCCGUUUAUCUUCCUCGAAAAAUCAAGUCAAGGGUCUUAUAACUAACCUUCAAAUAAGAGUUUUAUCAGCAAAAAUAUUUAAUAAAUUCAAAUUGAUCCUUUUUAUUCUCACUUCUAUUUCAUUUCUAAUUUCUUUUAUUAGAUUUCCAUUCAAUAAACCGGUACCAUGGAACGCUGAUACAAAAACUUUUACAACUGGUAUUUGGACUGUUCAUUUUGGUUUGGAUAAUGAUUUGUGGGCUUCAGAAGAUAGAAUGAGAGACUUACUAAAAGAUGCUCAAAUUGAUAUAAUGGGUAUGUUAGAAACUGAUACUCAAAGAAUCAUCAUGGGUAAUCGUGAUUUAACUCAAAAAAUCGCCGAAGAUUUAGGUUAUUAUACAGAUUUCGGUCCAGGUCCAAACAAACAUACUUGGGGAUGUCUAUUGCUUUCCAAAUUCCCUAUCAUUAAUUCAACUCAUCAUCUUUUACCAAGUCCAGUGGGUGAAAUCGCUCCUGCAAUCCAUGCUACUUUAGACAUCUAUGGUGAAUAUGUUGAUGUUGUGGUUUUCCAUAGUGGUCAAGAAGAAGAUGUUGAAGACAGAAGAUUGCAAGCUUUAGGCGUAAGAGAUAUAAUGGGCUCAAGUAAUAGACCAAUGGUCCUUCUCAGUUAUCUUGUCACAAAACCUAAAAAAGGAAACUAUAAUAAAUAUGUUUCUAGAAGAUCUGGCAUGCAUGAUAUUGAUCCUAGUGAUUGGGAUAGAUGGUGUCAAUAUAUCCUAUUCAAAAAACUUAAAAGAAUAGCCUAUGCUAGAAUUAGUAGAAGUACAAUCACAGAUACCGAAAUUCAAAUUGGCAAAUUUAUGUUACCACCAAAAGACCUUGAAAAUGAGAAUGAGUUGUAUAGUAAUCAUAGAAUAGAUAAAAGCGAAGUUCCAGAAAACUUGAGAUUCCCUUCAGUAUUCAAUGGAGAUGGAGUUAGAGGUCACAGAUACCAUGUUUUCAACGAGCCUCAACAUCACCCUCGUCCAAAAUUAGUUUCAUUCGAUGAAAUCGACUAUAAUGAUUUAACUCAAUUAAGAGAGGCUCAAUAUUCCAUGAUUAGAGAGCAAUGGAUCAGGGUAGCUGCUUUCAAAAAUAUAAGAAAAGCCUUGGAAAAAUGCUACAGAGUGAGUGGUGUCAACCACUAUGAAGAUUGCAGAGAUUUAGCAGAAAGAUAUUUGCAAAUGUUACCAAAUCAUAAUGUUGGUGGUUAUUUGGGUUAUCAAAAGAACGAUCCAACUAAAUAAGAAACUUGAUAUAUUUGUGCUUGCAACGCCCUUUUUUUUACUUAUUUAACCAUCAAUUUAUUUUGAAAUUUCUUAAAGUUAUUCAAUUUGUCUUUAUUCUUCUGUAAUAAUCAUUCAAAGAAAAAUACAAUUUAGUUUGUCUGAGUUAUAAAGAAAAAAUAAAUGCAAACAAAGAUUCACGGUUUAGAUUCCACUCUCUAUUGUGUUUUUAAUAAUGUUUUUUUUUUUUUUCAAAACUACUAUAUAAUAUUCCUAUAAUUGAAAUUUUAUUAUUCGUUCAAUUAAUAUUCAUAUAUAAGGUAAUAAAUAUAAAAUAAUCAAGUACUAUUGACCUCUAUCAUCGAUCUUUUUAAUCCACUAUAAUCAAUUUUUUCAAUACGAUACUU